AUGUCACCAACUUUUAAUCCAGGAUUAUCAUCAACGCAACGAGAUAUAGUAUUAGUUCAAAAAUUCAACAUUAAAACCAAAAAUAAUAUUAAAAGAGGUGAUAUAAUAAUGUUUCGAUCUCCUUUAAAUCCUGAAAAAUUAUUAACUAAAAGAGUUAUUGGAAUAAAUGAUGAUAUAAUUUUCCCAAAAUCAACUUAUCCUAAAUCAGAAGUUAAAGUUCCUAGAAAUCAUUAUUGGGUAGAAGGUGAUAAUGUACAUUCUAUUGAUUCAAAUGAAUUUGGUCCAAUAAGUAAAGGACUUGUUGUUGGAAAAGUUAUAUCGAUUUUAUGGCCAUUAAAUAGAUUUGGUCAUGAUAUAGAUAGAAAUUUUUAG
This is a messenger RNA of Lodderomyces pseudojiufengensis, 372 nucleotides long. It is a transcript of the gene IMP2, whose product is annotated as endopeptidase catalytic subunit. Lineage: Eukaryota; Fungi; Ascomycota; Pichiomycetes; Serinales; Debaryomycetaceae. The transcript has a single exon. The record is from RefSeq and is a predicted model, not a curated record. Gene Ontology annotation, biological process: mitochondrial respiratory chain complex assembly. Gene Ontology annotation, molecular function: serine-type endopeptidase activity. Gene Ontology annotation, cellular component: mitochondrial inner membrane peptidase complex. The coding region runs from base 1 to 372 and encodes 123 amino acids.